UACAAGGACCGCGCUGGGGGAGGGGCGGGGGGAGGGUGACUGAUUUCCUUCCGGCACGUCGCCCGCUCCGGAGGAGGGGGGUGGGGGGUUUCACUUCCGGGACGGUGUUCCGGCCCAUUCCAGCCCAUUUCCACCCCCGGAGCUCUCGCCCCUUCAGUGCCGACGCUAGAGAAAGACUUUUCUCCUGGGGCUUCCUCCUCACUUGGGGAAUUGCUGGAAAGAGCAAACAAAAAGGCGCUGGUGUAGGCUCCAAAAUAAACAUCUGAAUCCGUGAUGGCAUCGACAGAGGCUCUUAAUGGAUUAAAAGUUUCAAAACAAACAGUAACGCUUUGGAAAAAGCAGGGUUGAAUGUCUGCCUGUACUUUCAGGCAUGACCAUGGAGAAAAGUGGGAACAUACAAUUGGAGAUCCCCGACUUCAGCAACUCUGUUCUUAGCCAUCUCAACCAGCUCCGAAUGCAAGGCCGUCUCUGUGAUAUUGUGGUCAAUGUGCAAGGACAAGCUUUUCGGGCUCACAAAGUAGUACUGGCUGCCAGCUCCCCUUAUUUCCGGGAUCACAUGUCCUUGAAUGAGAUGAGUACUGUGUCCAUUUCUGUCAUCAAGAACCCUACUGUUUUUGAGCAACUUCUUUCUUUCUGUUACACAGGGCGGAUAUGCCUGCAACUAGCAGAUAUCAUCAGCUACUUAACAGCUGCUAGUUUUCUGCAGAUGCAGCAUAUUAUAGACAAAUGUACACAGAUCCUAGAGGGCAUUCACUUCAAAAUUAAUGUGGCUGAAGUUGAAGCAGAAUUAAGUCAAACACGGACAAAGCAUCAAGAGAGACCUCCAGAGUCUCACAGAGUUACACCAAAUCUAAACCGCUCACUUAGUCCAAGGCAUAAUGCCUCAAAGGGAAACUGGAGAGGACAGGUCAGUGCCGUGCUGGAUAUCAGAGAGCUCAGUCCCCCUGAGGAGUCCACCAGUCCUCAGAUAAUUGAACAGAGUUCUGAUGUAGAGGGCCGGGAGCCCAUUCUUCGAAUCAACAGAGCAGGACAGUGGUAUGUAGAAACAGGACUAGCAGACCAGGGAGCCCGGAGUGGUGAUGAAGUUAGGGUUCUUGGAGCAGUGCACAUCAAAACUGAAAAUCUGGAAGAGUGGCUUGGGCCAGAGAAUCAGCCUUCUGGAGAAGAUGGGAGUAGUGCAGAGGAAGUCACAGCCAUGGUGAUUGACACCACAGGCCAUGGUUCUAUAGGACAGGAAAGUUACACUUUAGGGUCUUCAGGAGCCAAGGUAGCUCGGCCAACCAGCAGUGAAGUUGACAGAUUUAGUCCCUCCGGCAGUGUUGUUUCCAUGACAGAAAGACACAGAGCCAGAAGUGAGUCUCCUGGGAGAAUGGAUGAGCCUAAGCAACUUAGCUCCCAGGUAGAAGAGUCAGCAAUGAUGGGAGUAAGCGCCUAUGUGGAGUAUCUUCGAGAACAAGAAGUGUCUGAGCGAUGGUUCCGGUAUAAUCCCCGUCUCACCUGCAUCUACUGUGCCAAAUCUUUCAACCAAAAGGGAAGUCUGGACCGCCACAUGCGCCUACACAUGGGAAUCACACCAUUUGUCUGCCGCAUGUGUGGAAAAAAGUAUACCCGGAAAGAUCAGCUGGAAUAUCACAUCCGCAAGCACACAGGCAACAAGCCCUUUCACUGCCAUGUUUGUGGCAAAAGUUUCCCCUUCCAGGCCAUCUUGAAUCAGCACUUUCGAAAAAACCACCCUGGUUGUAUACCCCUGGAAGGGCCUCAUAGCAUUUCUCCUGAGACUACUGUCACAUCUCGGCAAGCUGAAGAAGGGUCACCUUCACACGAAGAAACAGUGGCUCCUGGAGAGUCUGCUCAGGGCUCAGUUUCUACUACUGGGCCAGAUUGAAACAUUGAGGGGGAGGGGGCAAACCCUCUUCCCCUUUGGGCCGUAACCAGCCCCUAUCAGGACCAUGGAUUGGUACUUAGAUUCACAAAAUGCCACGUCACUCAACUAGAAGAUGUUCCCAUGGUUUUGCCAAAUUAGAAGACCAACAUGCGGAAAGCGCUAAAGGCCCUUCUCAUCCCCACCUCACACUUUGGAAAAUAAUCAAGCAAAUCAGCUUCUAAUUCAGGGAUCAACAGCCUUGGUUUGUUAACUUUAUAAGAAAAAAAUGUUUUUAAACAAACUGAUCAAUGAAUCAUUUAUCUACCAAUCAUGAUUGGACCCCGUACUUAGGUCCAUAGCAUCUUGAUGGGUGAAGUCCCAGAUCUAAAAAGAGCAGCAGGAGCUUUGGCCAAGUGAAGCAGCCUAUCAGAAGAGGGAAAGGUAGUCACAAUGGUGAGAAAGGGGAAUCUUUCUUUCCUCUUCCCUGCCAGAGCAUGCAUUUCCAUGUUUAAAGGAGAAAAAUGAAUACUGGUGGUUCUUAAUCAUCUAAAAGGUUAGACUGACUUUAUCUGGUGAGGCAUCUAAUACUCUGCCUAGUUGUUUCCUGUGAUCAGUUCCAGGUAGCUAGCUACCUUGGAGCAGUAUUCCAGCAGGCAGAAGCACCUGAAGCACGAAGGGCCUGGAGAAGUAAAAAGCCCCUAAGCGUUUAUAGUAGACACUCUUGAGAGCUUGGGAAAGAGGAGCAGGGAGGAAGUACUUCUAGGCUUUGCAGAUACUGCACAGCCUGGAGCUGAACUGCAACUUCCUGUUUGGUGUUUGUAAACCGUAGCAUACACCCUUGGGUGUUAUAAAAAUGUUUCUAGUUAUGUGAUUUAACUUGUUAGGCUGACUACCAAAAGUUCAUCUUCUUGAGCUCCUAAGUUUCAUAUAACAGCAAUAUUAUACAUCAAAAUGUCACUUUCCAGUAAAUGAGCCUGGAUUGUAUUUUUAAGUCCAUAGGUCUCCACAUUUGAUAACUUUUAUAUGGGAUUUUUAAACAGUUUUUUUUUCUGCAAUGUUAUAGUGAAGAGAGAUUCAACACUAUUGUUCUUAUUGCAACCACAGUUUAAUUUCCUUCAACAUGUUUUAUACUUCAUAUUUUCAGUCCAAUGAAGAACCUCACUUAAAUCUGUGUCUUGGGUCUGCAAAUCUAUAUAUAAUUCAUAAACCAAUUAGCAAGUUGCUGGUGACUCCAAGAGCUUUGUUUUUUUUGUUUUUUUAAAUAAUACACUACAGGGCACUUCACUUACAAGAAAAUAUCAUGCACAAUCAUGUUGCAAUAAAUGAUCCAGGGAUCAAUUCUUAUCAGGUGUGGUUACACUAUCAUUCCUAAGAUUUUUAAAACUUCAAGGGGCUUUUUUAGUGAUCUUGAGUUUUUCUGAGAUUCUUAAUCCAGCUCUGAAAGAAUUUACCAAACACCCAGAGCUUUAUAUGCUCAUCUUGUGUGCGAGAGAGAGGAGGAAUAUUAAAUGAUACAGGCAAAUGGGUGCCUGCACUGUACCAUGCAAAUAGACAUCUCUAGCUUGAGUAAUUUUAAGAGAAUAUUUAAAUGUGUAAUGGUUUUGGUACAGAGAUGUUGAUGAUUCUAAGAGAUUUGGGAGAUGGGCUGGUCCUACCUGCACUAGUGAGCCAUUUCUGAGAAUGUGAACCUUGUGGACUCCUUCCUUGCGAGCACUCUGUGGUAUGUAAAAAGGUGGGGGAAAGCUGUUUUUUAAUAAGAAACUGGAAUGCAGAGGGUGGCUUUGAGCAAUCUGAGAAUCAGAUAUACUGUAUCACUAGAGAAAGAUUUUCUCUUCUGAAGAAGUAUAGAAAUGCAUCUUUUAAAGGAGUAUAUGGUACUCCACUUGAAGAGCCUGCCCUUAAAAGCAGCAGUGGUGAGUCGUGUCUCAUCUGAUCAUCACAGGCAGGCUUCCUGCUACUUAGUUGGGCACCAGCGUGAUAUAGUAAAAACUGUCCCCUAGAGUCACCUGAGCGAUGACUGUGCUCCAAGGCAUAAAAACAUAGAGCUGAAGUUCUAAGGACACUUUGUAACUUGUGCUCAAGGUCUUCAGUGGACAGAUCUUAGCAUCACUGUCAGGCGGGUAGCUGGGAAGGACAGAACAUGCUGCUUCAGAUGGAUUUUUUUUAAGCCAACCAAAAAUAUAAGUCUACUCUACUUUUGAAAAGUUAAGUUGUAUGCUGAAAGGUUGUUUUCUACAUUAAUAGCUUUUUAGUUUAUAUGUGAGAAAAUUGAACUUUUAACUAUUACCAAAUUCUAAUGGUAAAGUGCAGUAAUUUCUGUAAAAAGAAACUUGGAGCACUUAUCAACACUCCAUCCAAGGUCAGGCACAAGCAGCUUGAAUGGGGUAGAGACUGUCGAAUUCAUGUGGAAAUGUUAGGCAUGCUUGGUGGGUUCCCUUCCAUUUUCACUCAUUUCUAAUAGGGUUUUACUGUACUGAUACUGUGAACAGAGUGCUUCCGGUCCUAUGACCACAUCAGCACAAUCUUCUCUGCUGGUCUCUCCUCUUAACUGGCCUAGCCAGAGCCAUGAAAUUCAUGAGACUUCUAGCCAGGCUACCUUUGAAAUAAGUUAAAGUUUGCAAAAAUAACCUUGUGUUUUAGUUAGAAGUGAUACCUACCGUUCUAAAUAUCCAGGAUUCGUAUCCAGAUUCACUGUGACGUUGUCCUACUUCUUUGCUAACAUCGUUGUAGAGUCAUAAGGGUUAGUAGUAUACUAUGUAUAUUAAUGAAUAUUGGUGUGUACAAGGAGUAUGCUCACGAAGGGUGUACUAAGUGGACUUUAGUUGUUGCUGAAACUUACUACCAAAUCUUGACUUGCACACGUCACCUUGUGAGGGGAACUACAUUAGCAGUGAGAGCUAAGUCAUCAGUAGAUAAUGCAAUGCCAUGAAGUUGCAGUGUUGGGACUGUUACCAUUCAGUGGCAUUUAGCAGCAGAGGAGCUAUCCAGUAUUCUGAGCAAAAACAGAGAGUUGGCCACAUGGUAUCUGUUUUCAUUCUAAAUAGACUUUUUAUUCUCUCUGAAUUCUGAUACUGGCAUAAACUGUGGCAUUCACGUGGCAGUAUCACUGUAUUUUCGCAGAAAGGCUCUUCCUAAUGAAUUCUUCUCUUUUUUACUCAGAACCAUAAUUACCUCUAAACUGAGUUGAAUUUUAUUUUACAUAAAUUCCAAGUUACUCCAUAAUUUCAUGUUUUGUUUAGUUUUUGGAUAUUUGAGACAGGGUCUUGAGAUAUAUAUCUAUGUGAUCACAUAUAUAUAUGUGUGUGUGUGUAUAUAUAUAUAUAUAAUCUCAAGCCCCUUGCUGUCCUGGUCCUCACUAUAUAGCCCAAGAGGGCUUUGACCUCAUAAGUACUGAGAUUACAGGAAUGUACCACCACACUUGGCCCCCAUUCCAUUUUAUUGUGCUAAAGAACUAAAUCUAAUCUUGACUACAUAAAACUGGAUUAGUCUGUGAAGUUCAAAGAAGAAAGAAAGCAGUGAAGAAAAGUUUUCUUGUGCAAAGCAUUUUUGUUUGUUUAUUUCCAGUUUCCCUUCCCAUCAGUGAAAGUUUCCCAAAGACGAUGUGAAGUAAAGGUAGACUGUCCGUCUUCAUCACGGAAAGCCAGCUUCCACUGGAUUUGUCUGGUGGAAGAGUGACGUUUGUAACUUCAUUUUUAGUAGUUGAGUAGUCCUUUGUCCAAGAAAUAGUUUUUACAUAGUCUUACUACUAACUCACACUAGUUUGUUUAUUUUUUCUAACCUGUAUAAAUUACUUUUGUUUAACCAGAAGGUCUAAUUUAAAGAAAUAGAAGCAGUGGAAAGUGGGAAGACUUCAUCGCAGUAGGAAAGCACUUAGGAAGAUUUGAAAUCCUGGGAGAUAUGUAAGCAAGUGUAAUUUAUUUUUUUCUCUUCCAAAUAUGUGCUUUAUCUUAUUAGUAUUCUUAUUUAUUCAAGGAAUAUUGACCAAGUCUUUACUGAGCAGUCUUUGGAAGUGGAGCUUUUUACCUAGGCCACAGUGGAAAAGAAUUUAAGAUGCUAAAAUAUAUUCAUACCUGAGAGUUAGGAAAGGAACAGCAAGCAGUUGCCAGGUAAAUCACUGUGUUUGAGUGUAGCUCUGAGCAGAUCAGAUCCCGAGGGCUUAAAUUAGAGCAGUGUUCAGCGAGCCAUGGUCUUUCCGUGAAAUACAAAGGUACCUGUCCAAACACCUGUGGACUUAGGUAUUGUUUAUGGUUUCUUUAUACAAUAAUGAUAAAAAUGAGUCUAUGGCCAACAAAUCCCAAAAGUACUCAAUGUCUAGAAGGUGUCAGAUGAGGUUUGCCAUCUUCUGGCUUCCUUUCAGAGAUUGACUACAAAUGAUUUUUCCUAACAUUUGACCUUAGGUAGUUUGGUAGAGGCUUUAAUUUCACAGUCUUAUCUGCAUCUGGUACUUAAGAAUGUGUCAUUGUUUUCUAGAUCCUCAUAAGCCCUCUUUGUGUUUCUUGUGCUUGAUUGCCAUUCCAAAGGGUAUUUAGAAUGAAUUAUAAGCCACAAGGAAGCAGGGUUAUGACUUGUUCUUGUUUAAAAGGUUUAAGUAGAUUAAGUUCAGAAUAGUUGUUUGUAACAGAAUAUUUCUUAUUUUAAAAAGAAAUGUUCACUUAUAACUGUGUGGGACUAAAUGUGUACUCUGUUCAAAGCUUUAUGUUUUUAUAAGUAAGUUUUGCCAUUUUUUGAUCUUGCUUUAACUGAUUUGCAUAAUAAUUUAACCUCCCUAGAAUUAAAGGA
Molecule: messenger RNA, 6643 nt
Organism: Mastomys coucha (southern multimammate mouse)
Lineage: Eukaryota; Metazoa; Chordata; Mammalia; Rodentia; Muridae
Gene: Zbtb37
Product: zinc finger and BTB domain containing 37
Exons: 5
Coding region: 371-1885 (504 amino acids)
Biological process (GO): regulation of transcription by RNA polymerase II
Molecular function (GO): protein binding; RNA polymerase II cis-regulatory region sequence-specific DNA binding; DNA-binding transcription factor activity, RNA polymerase II-specific
Source: RefSeq, a predicted model, not a curated record